AUGUUAUCCCAGUCAGCCCAGCCGUACCAGUCAUUGAUGGGUAGCCAGUUCAGGCGUGCGUACGUGUUGGAGAUGCUUCGUGAAAAGGUUGGAGCUUUUGAAGUGCUACAUGGAGGCAAGCACGCGCAUAUCGCUUCACGCCGCCGCCGACGACGACGGCACGGACGCCAACGCGUGAGUUUGCUUCAUGUGGUCGCUGACGGGUUGGCCUUCACGCUGAGCAACGAAGUCGUACUCCUAAGGCAUGACGGUCGGAGUCCACAGGUGCUUGUAGAUCAUCAGCCUGACUUCAACAGGGAGGCGGAUGAAGGCCGCAUGCUUCGAUUGAGCUUCUAUUGGAAGUCGGAACGAGAAAAGGGAGAGCGGUCUUUGGUUGGAGAAAGGGGACCUAGAGAUCCGACCACGAGAAAGGACUCCAAGGCCUUUAUAACUUGCAGUGCAGUGCCAACAGGUGUCUCGUCCUCCUCUGUGUGGUUGGCAGAAACGUGCGGAAUAUCAGCUGUGUAG
This is a messenger RNA of Neurospora tetrasperma FGSC 2508, 507 nucleotides long. RefSeq lists its product as uncharacterized. The transcript has 4 exons. The coding region runs from base 1 to 507 and encodes 168 amino acids. NCBI's taxonomy places the organism in Eukaryota, Fungi, Ascomycota, Sordariomycetes, Sordariales, Sordariaceae. The record is from RefSeq and is a predicted model, not a curated record.